AUGAGUACUCAGGCGCUUCAAUCAUGGGAAGCCGAGAACCUCGUCAAGCUCGUCGACCCUCAACGCGAUGCUCUCUAUAACUACGAUCAAGCAGCCGUCAAUGCCUUGGAGGCCGCUAAACCAUGGGCUCAAGACCCCCACUACUUCAAGUCGAUCCGCAUAUCUGCCACCGCGUUACUGAAAAUGGUCAUGCAUGCUCGAUCGGGAGGCAACUUGGAGGUAAUGGGUCUCAUGCAAGGGUAUGUGGCAGCAAACACGUUCGUGGUCACCGAUGCGUUCCGAUUGCCUGUUGAGGGAACGGAGACUAGAGUCAAUGCACAAGACGAAGCGAACGAGUACAUGGUUUCCUACUUACAAUCUUGCCGUCAAUCCGGGAGGAUGGAAAAUGCAGUUGGCUGGUAUCACAGUCACCCUGGGUAUGGAUGUUGGCUAUCUGGAAUUGAUGUCUCGACACAAGAUACACAGCAGUCCUUCUCAGAUCCCUUCGUCGCCGUCGUGAUCGACCCCGAUAGGACCAUUUCGGCGGGCAAAGUUGAAAUUGGCGCAUUCAGAACUUUCCCCAAGGGCUAUUCGCCAUCCGGUGGUGGACAGGACGAGGAUGAUGAAUACCAGAGCAUCCCACUGAACAAGGUCGAGGAUUUCGGUGCACACGCAUCACAAUACUAUUCCCUUGAGGUGUCAAAUUUCAAGAGCACACUAGAUACGAAGAUUCUAUCUUUACUUUGGAAUAAAUACUGGGUUGCAACCAUCAGCCAGAGCCCGCUGUUUACCAACAGUGACUACGGAAGUAAACAGAUGAACGACCUCAGCCAGAAGAUUAAGAGAGCGACAAGAGCUUUGGAAAGCGGCGGGGGUGCCGGAGCGAGAGGCUCUGCAAUGACCGACCCUGGUCCUGACGGGAAAGACCCUGCAACGAAGGAUCAGCAGUUGGUAAAGGUCGUCAAGGAUGGAGAUCGGAUUGUAGGAGAGGAAUUGACUGGGCUCAUGGCCGCAGAGAUCAAAGAGGCCCUUUUCAAAGGCGUUGGACAGGCGACACCCUCUCAAGCAUCAACCUAA
This is a messenger RNA of Arthroderma uncinatum, 1056 nucleotides long. RefSeq names its product COP9 signalosome complex subunit 5. The transcript is spliced from 2 exons. Gene Ontology annotation, biological process: protein deneddylation. Gene Ontology annotation, molecular function: metallopeptidase activity; deNEDDylase activity; protein binding. The record is from RefSeq and is a predicted model, not a curated record. Bases 1 to 1056 code for a protein of 351 amino acids. Gene Ontology annotation, cellular component: COP9 signalosome; cytoplasm. Lineage: Eukaryota; Fungi; Ascomycota; Eurotiomycetes; Onygenales; Arthrodermataceae.